CCAUCGUUGAUGCAGGAGCGGCCAAAAUGAAGUUCAAUCCCUUUGUCACUUCUGACCUAAGCAAGAACCAGAAAAGGCAUUUCAAUGCACCUUCCCACAUUCUCAGGAAGAAUCUGUCUUCCCCUCUUUCCAAAGAGGUGAGACAAAACUACAAUGUGCGGUCUAUGCCCAUUGGGAGGGAUGAUGAGGGGCAGGUUGUAUGAGGACAUUAUAAAGGUCAGCAGAUUGGCAAAGUGGUCCAGGUUUACAGAAAGAAGUAUGUCAUCUACAUUGAGCGGGUACAGUGGGAAAAGGCCGAUGGCACCACUGUCCACGUGGGCAUUCACCCCAGCAAGGUGGUAAUCACCAGGCUGAAACUGGACAAAGACCGCAAAAAGAUCCUGGAACGGAAAGCCAAAUCCCGCCAAGUAGGAAGAAACAAUUGAGAAGAUGCAGGAGUGAAAUAAUCUUAUAUACAACUUUUGAU
Messenger RNA from Dipodomys ordii (Ord's kangaroo rat), 466 nucleotides. Its product is annotated as 60S ribosomal protein L26-like. The record is from RefSeq and is a predicted model, not a curated record. Gene Ontology annotation, cellular component: cytosolic large ribosomal subunit. Gene Ontology annotation, biological process: cytoplasmic translation; ribosomal large subunit biogenesis. Lineage: Eukaryota; Metazoa; Chordata; Mammalia; Rodentia; Heteromyidae. Gene Ontology annotation, molecular function: RNA binding; structural constituent of ribosome.